AUGCUCAUCGACGGUGAGAAGUAUGCUUGUGAUGCUUGCGUCCGGGGUCACCGAGUCAGCAGCUGUCACCACAGUGACCGCCAAUUGACCCAUAUCAACAAAAAAGGCCGCCCAGUCUCUCAAUGCACCCACUGCCGCGGCCUACGCAAGUCUCGGACCACACACACCCAGUGUGAUUGCGGCGACAAGAAAAAGAAGGACGACUCUCAUUCCGGCCGCUGUGGCUGCUCUCAUGGCCAACGCUGCACUUGUGCGCUCAAGAAGGAACACCUAGAUACUGUGCCCGAAACCGGUCUUCCCUUCACUCCCCCGCAGCCAGCUGAACACUCGCGGAAACCGCCUCUUACGUCUACCAAAUCGGAAUCAACGCUUACGAUUUUCCGCGACGGCCAUCAUAAACCCGCCCACAAGCAUAAUGACAUGGCACACAAAUGUGGAUUGCCCUAUACGAUCCCGCGAUCGCAUAGCGUCCACCACCCAUCGGACUUACCCCGUCGGUCUGUAGACCAUUUGCCGCUCAGUCAGUCGACCUUCGUGAAGGAGCCCCUCUCCCUGUCCGAAUUCCCCAAGUCACAACAAACGUCGCAAAGAAGUUCUCCCAUCAGUGCGCCUGUUCCGGGGAUUGAGAAUGAUGUGAACGCUACUCCUGUCGAACACUCUUAUCUCGAUAACUUCGCUCCACUCCCACCGCCCGCUCCAUCAAUAGACCGGACCCACGAUGGGCUGUCGAUGCCGACUUCUGCUCCUGCCCCAAUGGACAAAUACCCUCUCGAGCAAAUUGUGACUAGUGUGCCUCCGCUGGACGUCUCUUCCUUCGCCUCGUUCCCCACUACAAGCACCAAUUCUCCGGUCACUUGUAUGGCAUUCCAUGAACCUUACCAGGAGUGUUAUUUCACCUCUCCGGAUUCCGAGAUGCCUCUGGGAUCUGCGGGCCUCGGUGCACCAUCGGUCGACUGGUCAAGUUUCCCUCUGUACUCUGACAUGCCUACUGCAACCAGCACACAAGCCCCCUCAUACGCCAGCUUUGAAUACAACGCAUACCCCAGCGGUCUCCCAGCGCCAUCGUCCUCGGGGGAGAUCUCCGAGGCCGAUGAGUUUGGGCCGCUUCCCGGGUUGGGCCAUGCCAGCAAUGAUAUGCACGAUCUGCACAGCGUGAGUGAAGCGUCCGACAUGGAUCAUCUGCGCGUCAGUUCUGCAUCCUCAUUGGUCGGUCUCCCCCAGGCGCGUCUUCUCUCGUCCAAUGACUUGGAAUCGAUCAACAUCGAUGACUUCCUCAAGUCGGCCAAUGAGUCCACCGCUGCGCUCGAGCACCAGCUGCACGCCAGUAUGGGCAUGGAUGGGAAACCGCUGCCUGUGCAGGAUCUCUACGCCAUGUCGCAGAUCCCGGGGUACAAGCCCAUGAGCUCGAUUCCCAUGACCAGCGGUCCGUCGCCGCCAUCGGAAGUUCCCAUCUGGCCUGGCGGUCUUUUCGGUGCCGAUGCCAAUCCGCCUCUGGACGACGGCUUCUUCCAACAGUCUUGGGCUUAG
Messenger RNA from Penicillium bovifimosum, 1527 nucleotides. Its product is annotated as copper fist DNA-binding domain-containing protein. The transcript has 2 exons. Gene Ontology annotation, cellular component: nucleus. The record is from RefSeq and is a predicted model, not a curated record. Gene Ontology annotation, biological process: positive regulation of transcription by RNA polymerase II; intracellular iron ion homeostasis; intracellular copper ion homeostasis. Bases 1 to 1527 code for a protein of 508 amino acids. Gene Ontology annotation, molecular function: RNA polymerase II cis-regulatory region sequence-specific DNA binding; copper ion binding; DNA-binding transcription factor activity, RNA polymerase II-specific. NCBI's taxonomy places the organism in Eukaryota, Fungi, Ascomycota, Eurotiomycetes, Eurotiales, Aspergillaceae.